CUCCUCCCGCGGCUGCCGCAGCUGCCGGUUGCACACGGCCUCGGCGGCGGGCGCGGCGGGGCGCGAGCCUGUGGAGCGGCGGCCGGACGCGCGGCCCCGGCGGGCACCCCUCCGAGGGCGGCCGAAGAAGCUCCCGGGAGAGGAGGAGGUGAAGGAGGAGGAGGUGGGGGGCUGCGACGGCCGCGGGACCCACAGUCGGCGCCUCGGCCUCUCCGCCCCCUCCCCAGCUUUUCUUUCGCCCGCUCCUCUCCGGCUCCGGACCGGCGCCUCGCCUUUGUGCGAGGAGAUGGUGUAGCCCCGCGGCCGCCCGAAGGAGGAGCUGGACACUUGUCUGCCGGCCCCGAGCUGCGUCCCCGCCCCUGGAGGAGAGACCCCCCCGCUCGGCUCGGCGCCUCCCGCGUCUCCCGGCUGCUGGGGAAGCCUCGGCGCGGCCGGCACCAUGAGUGAACAGAGUAUCUGUCAGGCAAGAGCUGCUGUGAUGGUUUACGAUGAUGCCAAUAAAAAGUGGGUGCCAGCCGGUGGUUCAACUGGGUUCAGCAGAGUUCAUAUAUAUCACCAUACAGGCAACAACACAUUCAGAGUGGUGGGCAGGAAGAUUCAGGACCAUCAGGUUGUGAUAAAUUGUGCCAUUCCUAAAGGAUUGAAGUACAAUCAAGCUACCCAGACCUUCCACCAAUGGCGGGAUGCUAGACAGGUGUAUGGUCUCAACUUUGGCAGCAAAGAAGAUGCCAAUGUCUUCGCAAGUGCCAUGAUGCAUGCCUUAGAAGUGUUGAAUUCACAGGAAACAGCCCAGAGCAAGGUUACUGCUACCCAGGACAGCACUAAUUUGCGAUGUAUUUUCUGUGUGUUCUAUUUAGGGCCAACAUUGCCUAGACAAAAUUCACAACUACCUGCCCAAGUUCAGAAUGGCCCAUCACAAGAAGAAUUGGAAAUUCAAAGAAGGCAACUACAAGAGCAGCAACGACAAAAGGAGCUGGAGCGGGAAAGGCUGGAGAGAGAAAGAAUGGAGAGGGAGAGGAUGGAGAGGGAGAGGCUAGAAAGGGAGAGGCUGGAGAGAGAGCGGCUGGAGCAGGAGCAGCUGGAGCGGGAGCGCCAGGAGCGGGAGCGCCAGGAUCGCCUGGAGCGGGAGCGCCAGGAGCGGGAGAGGCUGGAGAGGCUGGACCGGGAACGGCAGGAACGAGAGCGGCAGGAGCAGCUAGAGAGGGAGCAGCUGGAGUGGGAGCGAGAGCGGAGGAUAUCAAAUGCCGCUCCAUCCUCCGACAGCUCCCUGUAUAGCGCUCCACUUCCUGAGUAUGCCAGUUGCCAGCCUCCUUCAGCACCUCCUCCAUCAUACGCUAAAGUCAUCUCAGCUCCAGUGUCAGAGGCCACUCCUGAAUACGCUGUAGUGACCGCUUUGCCACCUACUUCCACACCCCCUACACCACCACUUCGACACUCCGCGACACGUUUUGCGACAUCUCUAGGUUCAGCCUUCCACCCCGUUCUUCCCCACUAUGCUACAGUUCCUCGUCCUCUGAACAAAAACUCUCGACCUUCUUCUCCUGUGAACACACCCUCUCCUCAGCCUCCAGCUACGAAGCCCUGUGCCUGGCCGACUUCCAAUUUCUCACCCCUCCCUCCAUCUCCUCCAGUAAUGAUUAGCAGCCCCCCAGGCAAAGCCACGGGUCCAAGGCCUGUCCUCCCCAUUUGUGUUUCUUCUCCUGUGCCCCCGAUGCCCCCCUCACCAACAGCGCCCAACGGGCUGCUUGACUCUGUCCCGCACCCCGUGUCUCCGCCGCCUACCUCAGGGCCAGCAGCGCCGCCGCCACCGCCGCCACUGCCUUCCCUGGCACCACUCUCACACUGUGGAUCUCAAGCUUCUCCUCCUCCGCCUCCGAGCACCCCUCUUGCCUCAACUCCCUCAUCCAAGCCUAGUGUUCUCCCUUCUCCCUCUGCAGCUGCCCCUGCCUCUGUGGAGACUCCUCUAAACUCUGUGCUGGGAGACUCCUCUGCUCCUGAGCCAGGCUUGCAGGCAGCCUCUCAGCCGGCCGAGACUCCAGCCCAGCAGGGCAUUGUCUUGGGACCACCUGCACCUCCACCCCCUCCUCCACUCCCGCCAGGUCCUGCCCAGGCACCAGCCAUACUCCCUCCUCCCCCAGGACCACCUCCACCCCCUCCACUCCCAUCCUCAGGGCCUCCGCCCCCGCCUCCUCCACCACCUCUUCCCAAUCAAGUACCCCCUCCUCCUCCUCCACCUCCUGCUCCUCCCCUCCCUGCAUCUGGAUUUUUUUCGGGAUCCAUGUCUGAAGACAAUCGCCCUUUAACUGGACUUGCAGCUGCAAUUGCUGGAGCAAAACUUAGGAAAGUGUCACGGAUGGAAGAUGCCUCUUUCCCAAGCGGAGGGAACACCACUGGUGUGAAUUCAGCCUCGUCUAAAACAGAUACAGGUCGUGGAAAUGGACCCCUUCCUUUAGGGGGUAGUGGUUUAAUGGAAGAAAUGAGUGCCCUGCUGGCCAGGAGGAGAAGAAUUGCUGAAAAGGGAUCAACGAUAGAAACAGAACAAAAAGAAGACAAAAAUGAAGACUCAGAGCCUGUAUCUUCUAAGGCCUCUUCAACAACUACACCUGAACCGACAAGAAAACCUUGGGAAAGAACAAACACAAUGAAUGGCAGCAAGUCACCUGUUAUUUCCAGACGGGAUUCUCCAAGGAAAAAUCAGAUUGUUUUUGACAACAGGUCCUAUGAUUCAUUACACAGACCAAAAUCUGCGCCUUCGUCACAGCCCAGUGCCAAUGGAGUCCAGACGGAGGGACUAGACUAUGACAGGCUGAAGCAGGACAUUUUAGAUGAAAUGAGAAAAGAAUUAACUAAGCUAAAAGAAGAGCUCAUUGAUGCAAUCAGGCAGGAACUGAGCAAGUCAAAUACUGCGUAGAGAAACAAACUAAAAGAGAUAGGACUUUAAUCUGGAAAAAAAAAGAAAAUGAAAACCUGCAAAGAACAACUGUUAGCAACGACAAAACCCUUACAUUUUGUGAGCUGUAAGAAGAAAAUGGAGACACACAGUCGGAAGGAGGGAAAAACCAACAUACUUUGAAAGCCUUCAAACAUUAUUACUCCGGUGGAUAAGCUAUUUCCCUCCCAGUUUGCUGCUUUUUUCUGACCUUUACAACAGGAUGGAAGAGAGUCGUAUAGGAGUUCCUGUGUCAGUUACGCAGAAAAUAACUAAACCCGUCAGGCAAGAUCACCGUACAUUGAAAAUAUUUUCAUGUCAAGAGACAGUUGCACAUUUUCCACAGUCCAUUGCUAAAAUAAAGAGGAAAAAGGCUUGAGAAGUUUUUUUUUUCAGAGAAUGCUGAUGAAGAAUUUAGCAAGUGAUGCUAUUGUAUUGUAAAUGUUUCUCUCAGGUUUGUCUUCCUAUCAUAUUUGAUAUUCCAUGGAUAAUUGAAGUCAGCCCCGUGUAGGUUAAGAUCAUAAAGUGUGGAACAAAUGGAAUUGUAUGUGCUUUCAAAAGGUGACAUUUAUAAGAAAGUGUCCUAAAAAUGAUUUGUCCAGAGUGAGGAAUUUUAGAAUGAUAGGAGGUCUCUCGAGUUUAGCCUUCAUGCAAUUUUGUAGAUUCAAACAUAAAAUUCAUCCAGAAUUUAAAGAUUUAGAUGCCUUCCUAAAUUGUUACAAUGCUUUACCAAAUCUAUGACUCCUACAUAACACAAACCAGUGGUCAAAUGUAAAACAAUAUAUUGUAGAUUUACUGUAGGUUUUCAACCUUUUUUAGAUUACUGCAUGUGGACAUUUUUAUAACGUAACUACAACCACCACAAAAAUUAGCUUUUUUAAUUGCAGACUGUAAUGCAUGUUAAACUAAUAUGUAGUGGCCUUUUCAAGGCCUAGUCCCAGGGAAAACAUUUUGUAGAGUAUAGGGAGUGGGAGGAGGGGAAGGAAUAAUUUUUUAUUUAAAGUUAAUUUCUGCACUAUCUUUUUUCUCAGUUAUCUGCAUGAAUAAUGAUGAGGAAUAUUUUGUGACUUUAAUUGGUAAAUAUGUUAACAGAACCAAGUACUUAAUCUUUUACAUCAUGUCUUCAGCUGUUUGUAUUUUAAUUCAGUAACUUCAGUGGUCUGAAACAUGAUUCUGAGCUUCACAUGAAUUCUGUCUUACUGUGGAAUUCAAACGUUCAAUCCUUGAAUCUGGCAGUUAUUGUUACCUAGGUGCCCUGUAGUUACCCAGGUGUUCAGGUAUACAUUCCUGACUUCAGAGCUGCUUUCGGACUUUUACGUUGAAAUACUAGAAAAGUAACGAUGGCAGCGAGUAAGGUCACAGAAAUCAUCAGAUAAAGGGAAAAACGACGAGGGGUCCUGCAUAAUUUUCUUUUAAUAAAUAAAGUGAGACUUAGGUGGUAGGAAGAAGGAACUAGAUGCUCUGCUUACCACCACGUGCGUGUGCGUGUUUGUGUGGGCACUCACGUGUGUGUGUGUGUGUGUGUGUGUGUGUGUGUAAUGCACUCCCUUUUCUUUGAAACUUCUAAGAAUAAAAUAGGGGAGCAAUCCUGUAUGUUACAAUGAUAGCAUUUUUUGAGAAUCUAGGAAAUCAGAAAUUCUCCAGGCUCUCCAUCUUGGUUUAUGCUUGAGUUGUUAUGUGCCAUAUUUGCUUUGAAAUCUUUGAUUAUCUGUAGUUUUACUAAAAUUUUGAAGAAAUAAUCCACUGUUGUCUGCUUUCUGGAUUUCUUAAUCUACCUUCAUAAGACAGAGCUUGUUGAUGCAUAGUUUUCUAAAUGCAGGUUUGCAGCCAUCACCACUUCAAAGAGGUUUGAAUGAGGAAAUUUUUUUUUCCUUAUUAAAACAGUUCUUGUUUCUGUAGAAACUUCAUUUUUAGAUUAAUCUGUGAUGGAUGAGCUAUCAUAAUUCUAAUAUGCAGUUCUUUUUCUAUCAGCUAUUCAUUGUCAUCCACCAGGAAAGACAUUAAAGAUGCAGCAAGCUUAUAGAAAUAGGAGGCAUUUCCAUCUUUAUUACCAUACUUUUGGUUAUGCAAACACUUUGGUGAUAGAAAUGUUUUAUGUCCCCCAUAAAUCUGGUCAGAAAUCAUUUUUGAUUUUGUUGAUUAAGUUAAACAGUAGGAUAGAAUACUGGGUACAAGUGGUCCAAAGUAAGAUAAAAGACUAUGCUAAAAAUGCUAGAUCUUGAAGAAGAAACUGGUUUAUGCACUGAACGUUUUGUGCCUUGGUCUAAAUAUUAACAUGUCUGUGUAAAAUGACAAAAAGAACCAGUGUUGAAUCGUAUUUUAUUUCCUGUCACUCUGCUUUAUCCCAGACUGCUAAAUGUGUUCUUUCCAAGAAGUUUGGUUGAAUUACUGUAUACGUUUACUGUCCUGUGUGACAGUUUUGUCAUUGUUAGAGAUUUCAGUAAUUAAAAUGGGAAACAGAAGCUUAGGUUAUUUUCCUUAUCAAAACUCUGUUCUUUGGAGCCACGUUAUUAUGAUGGCUUUCGUGCUCUUGUACAUUGGAUGUCUUAAGCUGAGUGCAGUUUAGGGGAUCCUUUCUAAUUACAGGAAGGUACUUCUUUCCUUUAACACUGUGAUCUGACCUGGGACAAAUCUGUACUACACACUAUGUAAAUGGCUAACAAGUCAACUGCAAACCGACUGAAUGUACAAACCUUAGUGCUGGUGCUGAAAUCUCUUCAGAAUAGUCAUCAUGAUCUCAAAGUUUGUUUCAGAAUUUGCAAGCAUCAAGUGUCAAUCAAAACUGAAGAUGAAACACUAAUGAAUGUUGAAUUCUCAUGCUUUAGGUGUACUUCCUUUAUAGCGUUUUUGUUUCUCUGCUGUUUUUACCAUACUGUUCCAUUUAAAUUUCCUACACGCUAACUUCGUUUGUGCGAUUGAAAUAAAAUUGCAGUAUAUACAUGUUGCUUGUUUGUGACACUUAGAUAAUCUGACAUAAUCUGUUGGUUCUAAAUAAGUUGCUUUGAAUGUAAAAAACACUCUUUAAAAUCCAUGGCUUCACUACUUAAAGUUUACAUAUCACGACACUAUUCUUUAAAGAUUUCAUAAGUCAUAAAUACUAAGUAAUGUAUACAAAGGGAAUAUGUGGUCAUGUAUCUACUUUUUGCUUGGAAUAGCUGUUGGGUGUUCCCUGUUUGUUCUUAGUUUCUCUUGGCCCAGCUUGGUAUGGUGUCUUAUAGGCCAGAAUAAUACGUGUUUAAGUGUACUCCAUUUUGUUCUACAGCAGAGAUACAUUAAGCUCAUUGAUGGCAGUUAAAAUUUUUCUUAAUGUAGUUUGCAGCAUAAAGGACAUUGUAUAGUCAAGGGCCUUAUUGAGUACUGAAUUUUACAUGUAGUGAAAUCUGUAUCUGUAGUGUUUGUUUAUACAGAAUAUUGAGUUCUUGAUACCUGCGUAUACAUAGCAGUAUGUUUUAUCUGACUCUUAUGCAGUAUUAAUUUUGAGUUUCGCUUUAAAAUUCUGUCUUCAUUAGAAACACAACAGCCUUUGUCUUUUCUCUGCCACCAGGUCGUAACUUUACCUUCCUUCAUCUUCUCCACUUCUCAUGGCCCCCUGUCCCUGCCACUCACUGACAUUUGCAGUUAUUACCCAGACUACAGGUGUACACAUAUUAACCGGCUUUUUUUCUCUAUAUCCCGUCUCAGGUUCUUGCUUCUCUUUGUGUAAAAAUUAGAAUGUAUGUCUACAAACUUAAGAAUCCCUUCCCAUUUGAAAAUGAAUGGCGUACCAGGUGGUAACCUUUAAAAUUUGCCUAGAUACAACUUUGUUUCCUAAAUUUGUAUAUACUGUUGGUGCCCUUGUAAAGAAUUGCCCUUUAAGUUCUACAGAGAAGCGUUAUCCUGUGAAGCACAGUUUACAGAGGUAUGCCGCAGCUUCUCUGGAUUCCUUUUUGUAGUCAUCAUAAUUUUAUAUCUAACACCAUUAACCUUUAAAUUCUAUUGACUAUAAGCAUAAAAGUGACAUCACAUAAAACAUACUGUGUGCAGGAACCCUGUAGGAACUCUUCUCAAUUCCUUUGUGAAGCUAUUACAUAAUCCACUUUCCUAAGGACAUCUACUCCAGCAUUCACGUUAAAGCUCCAGACUUGUUCCUGGUAGUACGGUUUUUGUUUUUAACAGAAACGUGAAUUCAUAUCUGUUCAUUUCCUUAAAGCUCAAUGGGAUGAGAAAGGGAUCCCAAGAGUAUAUUGAAAUUACUGAUGCUUAAUACCUCCGACUUUUUGCUAAGAAGCCAUUUCAUAUUUAGACUUAGACACUUCUGAAGUAGGUAUAAGGAAUCUUUGUCAAUCUGGGCAAUUAAAAUUGUCCCAGGUACCUUUGGCUACAGAAAGGCACAGUGGAGAACGUUUAUUCUUAAGGGUAUCUUUCUCAAACACAUUUGCUUAAGAAGCUAAAGUUGGCAACCUCUUAAGAAAGGACAUUUAUGUGAGCCAAGGACUGUUGAGGGCCUAGAAUGUAGACACUAUUCCAAACAUCCAGGUAGACUAUGGGUUAGGUUUGUUCCCUUUAUGUUGUCUCUAGUUCCUUUUUGAGGCUCAGAAGGUUUUCAUAUCUGUUCAUAAUACUGGACAAGUGAAACCUUCAAGUUUUCAGAGUCUAAAAUUGAUGAGAAAGUAUUACUACGGUAAAUUUAAGGUGGUCAGGGAUGUGCAGCAUCAGUGUAAGUCGAGGUCUACGAUAGCUCCCUCGUGAUGCCAAUGCUGAACUCACAAAAGAGGCAAGUUGAAUCCGUAAGGAGAGAUAAUUGAGGGUCCCUAAUGUGUAAAUUAUGUAAAUUUAUAUCUUUCUAAAUAGUUGUUUUUUUUUAAGAGUCCCUGUGAGAGGGUAACUAAAUGACAGUCAUAAUGACUGAGGAGGUUAGAAGAAUUACUGCCACAUUUAUUGGUUUUAUGUUAAAUCUGAUGAAAUCAAUAUAUGUGAAGGUCAAGAAAUUUAAAAAGGACUUUUCUUUCGGUUAUUAUAGAUUUGUCUGUUGCACAUGCUCUAAGCUAAAAUGUUAGGUCAAUUAAGGCAUGGAGUAAGCUUCAAAUACUUGCUGAUGAAUGUAACAGAAUAAAUAAAGCUGAAACCUCAGUGAAUUGUUGGAGCCAAAAAGUCACAGUGAGCUGUACCCCAGAGACGCUGAGCAGAGAGCAGGGCCCCUGGAAGCUUCUGGAAUUGGGUCAGCGGAUUCCUAGUAAGAGAGAGGAGAUGCAAUGUUUUAAGAGUUCUACGUCUCUUUUUAAAGGCAUAUGUCUAGCAGAAAACUCAGAUACGAUCUUUUCUCAGCUGUGUUCCAAGAGAAGACAGCUUUCAUUUUGAUAAAAAUUAUUAGAAAUUCUUACAUAUUUCAUAAGAGGACUAAGUUUGCAUUUAUUCCAUAAACUUAAAAAUCUGUAUACAAAUCACAGCCUCAUGGUUUAUCAUGUUUAGAUUUAACUUUUUUCCCCUUUGGCUCCAAGAAUGAUUUCUUUAGCAAUAAAUAAAAUGAUUUUUAAAAUAUAUUGAGAAAUCACUAAUGGGCAAUGAAUAAUGUUAUAUGGCUAUAUUUGGUUUUUAGUUAAUGGUGGUUCUUCCAAGAAGACAGUACAUAUUAAAAAGCAUGUAGUUAGUUGGUCCUUUGGAUUUUACAGGAAAUGGCACUUAAAAAAUUGAUAUUGAGGAGAUAAACAUUGGUAGGUAUUUACAUUAAAGGGUCUUUAAUUAUCAGGUCCCAGAAUUUCCAGUCAAAUCUAUAGAAAUUUCUGAGAAGAUUGAUUCUUGGCUUACACUUAAAAUGCAAGCUCUUUUAACCAUACAAAGGAAAUGUGCCACAGAGGCUUUUAAAGGUGAUUCUUAACAGUUGCUACUAAUGUUUCAUGCCGUUAGUCACAACCAUGGACCCUUAGUCUGAGUCCCUUUAAAAAUGAAAGGCAUUUUAAAAGACAUUUUUCAGUUUGUUUUGUUUCAGGUAAGAAGUCCCAGUCUGGAAUUUUUAUUGUCAUUAACCAAGUUAAACUCGGGUGUAAACUUGAUUUGUCCUGCCUGCCGUGGCACCAGCUGUGUUAAAUGUUUCAGAGUUCUCGCAGGUGCUCACUCAUACCCUCAAGUCUGAGGUUAGUCAGUUCUCAGUGGUGGACAGCUUAGUACUGUCAUCCAACCCCCAUGUGACCAUGGGUGCUGCCAGGCUGUCAGUGCCAGUGGUCUGACAAGUGGAAGCUGGAUGUGAUGAACUCAGUAGACCGGAGUGAGUUCUAUACCUUGAAGCAUCAGUGGUAGGCACUGGCUUUGUCACUAAAGUAUCCAGGGAGAAUCAUAACCCAUGAGAAAAGUAUUGGGAAGGUUUAGAUAUUCAGAAAAUAGAGUGUUGUUAGUAUUAAAAUCUGGCUUAAUUUUCUGUUCAUUUUUCCAAGGAGAUGGGAGUUUCAGGCCUGAGCCAAGGGGUAGUUCACAAUUUGGUUUCCUUACCAUAGGCAACUUGGCUUUGUAGGUUUCAGUUGCAGAAAUUUAGCUGUAGAGGGUAGUGUUUGGUCCUCACAUAAAACAGCCUUGUUUUUGAAAGUAAACAUCGUUGAAAGAUUGUUUUUUUAAUCCACUCCUUCACCCUUUUCUUAGACUUGACAGUGUGUUUUCCUCCUCCUCCUUGGUGUGGGAAGUGGACCGGCCAGCGGCCUGGGCUCCAGUCGGCUUGACCAGCUGUCAGGCUGCAGGGUGAUCCAUGUCCUGCCUGGGGCCACGUCUCUGCCUGCCCCUAACAUUUAGCUCUGCGUGUGAUCAUCCAGUGUGUGCUACAGCCACUGGAUUGCUUACUUGCUUCCUUUUCGAUCUAAGAGAAGAAGAGGGGCCUGAGUUUUACAGUCUGGUCUUAAAGAUCCACUUUUUAUUGUUUGAAACUCUUGAUCCUGUUCGCUGGAAUCCAUGCAUCCUAGGUGUGGACAAUAAGGGAAAAUCAGUGAAAUGACCACUUUGAGGUCAGUAGUGCUGUGUUAGUGCUGGGGUAGCUGCUACUCCAGGGUCCACUGCUCACUUGUGGGCUUUCACAGACCGCGUUACGGGUGUCUUUAUUCUCCCGGCCUUGGCCUCAGCCUGGAAGCACACACAUCCAGCCAUUCCCACAGACCAGUCUGGGAUCAUGUAAGAUGUGAGACCUUGCUCCAGUUGCAUACGUUACUGACAAGUUCCUUUUCGCUUUUUCUGGCCUAGCAGCUAUUGUUAAGGAAGCACUGCAGAGCUGUUUCUAGGGGAGGAAUGCACUCCUGCAGCUCUUGUUUGCCCUGAGCCUGCUGUGUGUGUUUUCUGUCAGUGUCAUCUUGGGAGGAAUGGUUCCCUCCCCUCUCUGCCCUUUUCAUUAUAUACAAGUGGAGAAGCUUGUUUUUAAUCCAAAAGACUGAUAGCAAUUCCUUGGCCAACCAGGCGACUCCUGUACCAUUUGGGUGGAGGUGGUUCUUAGUCCUUGCUUGAUCUUGAGAAGACUGGCUUAAAGCCAGAGGUUGAAUGAAUGGGAAGGUUUGGGAUUAGGAAAGAUGAGUCCUGUUCUGCAGACUUUCUUUUUCUUCUUGUUGGGCAUCUGUGUGUUCUGAAAUUCAUCUUUUGUUCCCAGUAAGAUACGCUUUUACAUAAUGUAUGUGUUAUGGGGGGUGGGGUGGAGAAUGAAGUGUUUCUAAGAAAAGUGAUUGAGCUAGAAAGAUUCUGUCUUGAGACAUCUGCAGUUGAUGCAAAAUAUUCGAAACUCAAUUACAGUAUUUACACAUUUUCAUCUUUUUUUGGUUUGCUUGAUAAGACUGAAUGAGGAAGCAGUCUGUAAUUAUAGCAACAUUGCAAGUUUCCGCUCUGUAGCUGGAGUAGAGAGAGUGGGUGAGUUGGGGCUGGCCGCAUCUGUGCAGCAGCGGAGUGGGACUGCAGGCAGAGGUCAACCCAGGUAAGUUCCAGUGCAGAGCAUUCUGUCGCCCCACCUAUGGGAGGCGUUUUCAAAACCUUUUACUUGACCUGAACAAAAAUCAGUUCCAUUGUGCCCUCUGCUGACCUCUGGGGAGUUGAAAUGACCAUAGGUGUGAAUGACAGGAAGUCUUUUUGGUGCUUUUUAUCUUUUGAGAAGUGGGGAAGUCAGGAAGAAACCUUUCCAGUUGGACAGCAACCUACACCGUUUCCAUUACAAGAUUUAGUAUGUUAAAUACGUUUUCAUUUUCAUACCUUCUGAGUUGUUAGUCCAUCAGCAUCUUGUAGAAGAGCUCCAGUUGGUAGGAUUUGAAGGUGAAUUAAUUAUGGUCCAAAUGGGUUAGUCUACCAUGUUAUCUUGCUUCGCUACACAAUUUUAAAACUAGAAUUAUACAUUUAUGUCCUUAAAGAGUAUACAGAGCUGUUUUAUUUGCUAAGGAUGUGAAUAUUUGCAGCCCAUGGAUCUGGGGCUUUAUAAUCUGGAGUUGAACCUCUUAGGGCAGUAUGGACUGAAACAACUCUUUAAAAGUUAAGAUUGACUUAAACAUACUGAAGGCCAUAUUUUAGCUGGUAUUAGAAAUUAAUGUCAUGCAGAACCUCAUGUAUCUUGUCUCAUGGAAUUUCUGAGUUAUUGGCCUCACUGAAUGUCAGGAAUAAAACUGGUAGCAGCUUUGUUUUCAAGCAACAGAUUGUCAAUUGCUGCUUGACUCCAAUUAUUUGUAAAUCCAAAUAAAAGGAGAUCUUAUCAUCGUCAGGAAAACAUUACCUUCCAGGCUUGGCGUCUGUCUUUAAGAAGGGAAAGUGGAAGAGAGGGUGAGACAUGAAACCAAAAGAGUGAGUAGGCUUGGUGGGAUUAGAUGGCACCUAGGUUUUGCACCAAAGUUUUAAAUAUGAAUAAAGAGGAGGACCACUUGCAAGACAACUUAGGAAGGACUUGCCAGAAAGCCGCAGCUCCUGCUGCACACUAGUGCCUUCAAAAUGAUUCUCUGUAUGAAUUGCAUGCAAUUUCAUGUAACCAUAACGUGUAACUUGUAUGUGCAUGACAUGUGUCUAAAAUGUGUAAAGUUCAGCAGAAAAGGGGUAUAGCUAGCCCUGUCAGUGGUGGAUCAACAAGCCUGCUGAAGCCCUUGGACUUAAUGUGACUUAGGUCUGCCGCAUCAGAGCCGUGUGUUUGCUUUUAGCAACCAUGUCAUUGAAAUCAGAUCCACUCCUCCCUUUCUACUUCCCUUUCCUACUUUGCAGCUUUGCUGGUUUUAACUGCUUCACUCUUCUGCUUCUUGGUAUCCUCUCGUUUUGAAAUAAAAAGAUGAAAUAC
Messenger RNA from Capra hircus (goat), 12173 nucleotides. RefSeq names its product enabled homolog (Drosophila) (gene ENAH). Lineage: Eukaryota; Metazoa; Chordata; Mammalia; Artiodactyla; Bovidae. The coding region runs from base 440 to 2911 and encodes 823 amino acids. Gene Ontology annotation, biological process: actin polymerization or depolymerization; axon guidance; actin polymerization-dependent cell motility. The transcript is spliced from 17 exons. Gene Ontology annotation, molecular function: profilin binding; SH3 domain binding. The record is from RefSeq and is a predicted model, not a curated record.